Bombus pyrosoma is the source of this 9122-nucleotide messenger RNA. RefSeq lists its product as uncharacterized. The transcript is spliced from 6 exons. Bases 499 to 1353 code for a protein of 284 amino acids. Lineage: Eukaryota; Metazoa; Arthropoda; Insecta; Hymenoptera; Apidae. The record is from RefSeq and is a predicted model, not a curated record.
UCUUUUUCUGUUUCUUUUAAUCGAAUCUUUCAAUUAUAAAUAUAUUAUACUAUAAAAAAUUAUUAGGAAAUAUAUACAAGUUAUAUAGCAUAUUACUGUAAGUAAUAAUAUUCUUUUUGCAUUAGUAAUUUAUCUCUUUGUCGUAGCAACUGUGUUAAUUAAAAUUGACGGCUCCACCUUAUCAUGAAGGUACCAAAGCGUUAUUCAUUUCGGUUUACACUUUGCAUCGUUUAUUUCAUGGCUGAUCCAUUAGCAAAUCCAACGCUGAAGAUCGCUCGAUAAGCGAAAAGGCAGCGAGUCUCCGCUCUAUGUUUUAUAUUCUAUGGGAGUUGGUGAAACGAUCGAAAAGCUUGGUCAGUUGUAGCGCCGACUCAGCUCGAAGUUGUGUAGUUUAAAGGCACAUCACUGUACAAAAUAGACGCACGUUUUUUCCGUAUUAAGUAACGUAGAGAGCAGUAAGAUUUUGCGUAGAGACAACGCGAGAAAAUUCGUACGAGGAUGCCACGCAUUCAGUCAGCAUACUGGGGGAAAUUCGUAUUCGUAUAUAUUUUACAAUUAUUUUCAUAUGCAACUUGCACGGUGCAUGUGCGACUGAUAGCACCCAACUACGUAACAUACAACAGCACAGCUACUCUGCAUUGCAAUCAUACUGUCCCAGAUGCUUACUUACAUAAAGUCGAGUUCAUGAAGGAUGACAAGAAGAUAUUACAAUACAUAAAGGAUAGGAAACCGCCGUUCAAGGACUGGAAAGUAGAGGGCGCAAGCAUGAAGCGCUUUGAAAAUGGCACGACAAUCAAAUUAGAGAAUGUCCGUUACGAGGCAUCCGGUUCGUAUAGCUGUGAAGUUUCGAUGUCGACUCCUAUUUAUAGCCAGACUUCGGAAAGCGUUCCAAUGAAAGUUAUAGUCCCACAGACUGAAAACCCAAAAAUCACGUUCGAGAAAAGCAUGUACGUGGUCGGUGAAAGUUUAGAGGCAAACUGCACCUCCUCGGCUGCGCAUCCAGUUCCUCACUUGACUUGGUACAUAAACGGCAAGGAGGUGGAUAUUAGUCUGGUAAACCACUAUCCUCACACGUAUUACGAACACCAACUAAUGUCAGCUACUGCAAAACUAAAGAUAGAAGUAUCCGCGUUGCAUACAGGGGAAAAGGGUUAUUUGGAAAUCAGUUGCUAUUCAACUAUUCCUGAUUACCCAUUACACCACGUGCAGUACGCUGAUGUUAGGACGGAAUCGGUUUCAGUGCAAAUUAUACCCGCGCCGAUCGCCGAGUCCUCAGCACCAAAUGUCGCGCGGGGGUGGCCUCUAGCUACAUUACUGUGCAUACUCUGCGCGAUGCACAAGAUCAUUCCUUAAUAAAAGUCAAUUGCUAUAGGAUAAUUAAAACAAGAGAAAAAGAAAGAAAUUAAACAAAGGAGAAGAAAAAAAACACAGGAAAAAGUAAAAAAAAAAAGAUGUGUAAUAUACGUAAACGGAGAGUAAACACAAGUGGAGAAAAAGGGAGAAUUUGUGGGAGGGAGGGGGGAAUAUAUAUUAUAUACAUAUACAUAUAUAUAUAUAUAUUAAAGAACGAACAAUCACAAUGUCUUCCUUGAUUAUACCGAAAUACACGGGGGCAGCGAUUUUAUUGUCUUGCAGAAAUUUUAUAAACUCAUAUAGACGCGGCUUCUUCGUGCAACUAUUUUCGAUUGUCGCUUGUAUCAAUCGUUAUCUAUUUCGCGAAAAUAUUGUCGAAUUCCAAGGAAGAAUUCCGUUCGUUUUUCUGGUCUGUUUCGGCUCGCAAGAGUUAGAAAUGAGACCAGUGAAACGGCAAUAGGGGGAAAGAAAACGAGAUAACACGUAGUGAAUAGUAAUUCGCCGGUUAACAGUGAUUUUUUCUAAAAAGAAAAAGAUGAAAAAAAAAGAGAUAGGUAUAUACGCACGGGCGCAUUUUCCUUCUUCUCUUUCUGCUUUUUCGUCCUUUUUCUUCCUCUUCUUUUUCUCCUUCUUGUCCUUUUUCGUCUUCUCCUUCUUCUUCUUCUUCUUCUUCUUCUUCUUCUUCUUCUUCUCCUCCUCCUCCUCCUCCUCCUCCUCUUCCCUCCUUCUCUUUUUCUUCUUUGUUUUGUUUUUCUUUUUUUUCUUCUUCUCCUAACGUCGACCACGCAACAUCGAUCCGUUUACCAUCGUUCGAAAUCUCUCUGCGUAUAUCUGUGUCCUCGAUUUCAGAUUUUUUAACUACGUUGAUACGAUAUCGAAUUAAAUCGAUUUCGUACUGAACCAUCGAGUAGAAUUUAUCAGAUCCGCGAGAAAAUGGGUAUAUACGAAUAUACUUAUUGUUUCAUCGAUAAGUUAAAGAGAGUUAUCUAUCGCUAUUCGGUGAUUAUUGCGACGGGACGCGAUGGACAAAUCCGUUCAUUCGAUUGGUCUAUUAUAACGAUCGAACACGGUAUAAUGAAUGUCAAUUCGUAAAUCGAAUUUCUUGUUCGAAAUUAAGGAAUGUAAUCGUAUAGUUAUCGUUUCAAACAAAUGUUGAAGCAUUUAUCCUAUAUAGUUUAAUACUUCUAAUUUUAACAUCUGUUAUUUAAAUAUAUGAAUUUUUCUUUUAUUAAAUUGAUGUUUCGAUUUCCGAAGUACUAAAAACGAUUUAAUACGAACAAACAAAAGAAUUGAAUAUCUUUAGUGUGUUACUAUUAUUACCAUUAAACACAUUAUUCUCUUGUCAUUGCUUUCUUGUCGACAUGCAUAACCAAAGAUGAACAUUGUGAUCGAUUAUUUAACGUUUUUACAUUCCUAGUUGUAGUAUCAUGUAUGUACUCGUCAUAAAGCUAAUUUAUGUACUAAUAAUAAGUAAGAACGAAGAAUUACCUAUAUAUUUCAUAUACAUAUCGUAUAUAUGUAUGUAUAAAAAAAUAUUAUAAGUUAAAUAGAUAUGGUACAUACGAGCUUUGUAUGUGUGCAUGUGAAUAUUUUGUUUUUAAAUAUCUUACAUAUUUAUAUAUAAAACAAAAAUUAUAUACGUAUGUACUUACGUACGUUUGCUAACAGACGCUAAGUAUGUAUACCGGUAUGGAAACUGGCAUCCUAUUUACAAAUCAGAAAUUAAGACUGUUGUACCUUGUUAUCAGUAUAAUGAUAUAAUUGGUCGUAUUUGACUAUGAUAUUCGUUUAUUCUGCUAUUAACGUUUUCUUCAUUUAAUCGCUUGUUCCUCGCGCUUUUUUAUGAAACUCAUGAAUAAAAAUCGUUAAUAUAAAGCUAGUUACAUACGUUUAGUUAUACCGUGCAAUAAAACUACAAUAUACAUUAUACCUCUAUGUAUAGUACAUUAUACAGUAAUAAUAUACAUUGUAAGAACCAUUAUAUGUGUAUGACAUACAUUCUAUUACUAUGUAAUAUUAUUAGUAUGAAUUUUACAUACAUUUGUUUUACCUGAAAAAGUUUAGUACAGGUCAAAGCUGUACACUUUGUCGAUCUACAUAUAAUGUAUAGAUACAUAUGUACAUAGAGUACAAUUAUUUUUUCAAUUCUAAUUCAACUUUUAUAAAAGAUGAAUAUUAUGAAUAUUUAAUCAAAUUGGUAUUUUCUCCCUUUUUUCUUUCUUUUUUUUUUAUUUUAAAUAGACACAUAUCAGUAGAUAUACGAGAUCAUGAUCUAUUAUUAUUGAAACUCUUUAUUUGUUAUUUAAAAUAACUAAAAUCUCAGACAAUCUUUUAUAUAGAAUAAAUAAAUAAUAGUGAUAAUUAAUAAAUUAUUUAUCUGUUUAAUAACAAAAACGGCUAAAUGCAAACGAACUAAAUUAAUUAUAUUAUUAUAAUUGCUUAAUCAUGUCGAAGCAAAAGAAUGCGAAUUUCUGAUACUUAUUUUAAUCUGACUUUGUCGGACUUGCGGCAUAGUUACAUUGCACGUUAUAAUUAACCGUGUAUAGAUAACUUGAUAAAAUACGUGCACACGUAGGAUGGUCCCUUGAGAACAAAACUCGUUCGUUGCGCGACGCGUCCCAUUGCGCUAAUCCCAUAGUAGGUCCUAUUUUUAACGAAAGAGGGGAAAGCACGAAAGAAAGAAAGGAAACGUUUUAUUUUAUCACAGGGGAAGGUUUAGCUAUUCUGUCAGCACGACAAAUAGUCUAUAAAUGGCGAUCCUGAACAAGAACAGAAAAACAACAUGUAUAUUUAUAGAAUUUCCUUGCCUACGCACCGUGUUCUGCACGUCGUGUCGAUCAAUAAAGUUGUGUAUACGACGGCUUUCCGGGACAUGCCACGUGUGCACGAUUCUAAAACGCUUCCGUUCCCCUUUUUCUUCUCUUCUUUUUUUCAGUUUAACGCGUUCUGUGGAAAAGAAGAACGAGAAGAGGGAGUGAAAGUGACAGAUAGAUACAGAUAAAACGAGAGAAAGAAAGAAAGAAAGAAGGAACAAGUGCUGUGAGUGGGGGGAAGGGGACUGUUAUAUUCAUAAUGGUAAGAGUUCUUUAGCAAGUGAUAGGUACUUUCGACGUAUCGGGCAACAUAUCGUAGCGUUAUAAUUAUACAUAAAGAGUUAAUCUUUUCGAGCCUCACGGCUACUUGAUUGUCCCUGAUCUCAAGUGGCGCGCGAAUAGCUACUAGCCACUAGGCACCGUGCCGAUACAAUGCAACGGAGACGCUGACGAACGCGAAGCAGCUCUGCCCAUUAUACAGACUGAUUAUGAGUCAACCGAAACGGAAUUUAACAUGAAUAAUGAAGAUCAUUUUCAGAGUUGGUUGGACAAUGCGUACGACAUGAUUUAAACGUAAAAUAUAUAUAUGUAAAGAUUUGAAUAGUCCUUGCUUUAAAUUUAUAGAUUUUUAGGAGAGUAAAAUUUUUACAUCUAUGAUAAUGAGAUCUAAAUUUAUAUUAAUAAUUUAUAAAAUUACGCGUCUAUUUGCAGAGCAUUUAAAAUGUUAUAUCAAAUUAAAAAGACUUAAAUAUUACUUGCAAUAUAAAAUGUCUCACCUAUUAAAAAAGUAACACGAAAGAUUUGAAACAGACCAAGAUUAGUUAGUUACAAUUUGUUCAAUAUAUAUAUAUAUAUAUAUACACACAUUUACGAUAUAUUACUAUUAAAAUAUCAUUAUUUGGAUUAAUCUUGAAAAUUUUUCUAUUCGGAAAAUCUGGAAAAACUUUCUUGAUCUAACUUACAAUUCACAGAAAUCCAAGAAUCUAAAGAUAAAAAGCUUGCCAAGUAACGAGUAAUUUUACAAUUAUGCAAGUUAAUUUUAUCAUUGCGCACUAUAUGUUAAAAAUUAAUUUAAUUAUGUCGCAAUAUUUUAUUAUAUGUAAAUAUGCUGAUUACGGAGAAUAUGUAAAAUUAUAGUACAAUUUAUACGUAAUUUCGUAAUGAAAAUAUGUUUUGUUAAACCAAACAAGUGUCUACAUACUUUUAAGCCGUAGUAUGUAUUGAAAAUAAUAAUGGUACUUGUUUUUAAAAUGAUUCAGUAGUAUAAUUCAAAUGAUGCUUUUAUGUCAUUAACUUAUUAGUUACAUUUUGUACAAAAUUGAUUAAACUCAAGAUAUUAAUUAUUUACUUCGUAAUUGUAUAGACUUAUUAAAUACUUAUUAUUCGAUUUCAUAUUACUUAGGAACGUGAACGAGUUAAUAUUUGUUAAUAUUGCUUUUAACCUGUAGGGUUAUAAUUAUCAUUAGGUUUGAUCAACUUACAAAGAAGGUUUCUAUCGAUAUUACCAUAUUACAUUAGUCCCUAAACGAUUGUUUUGAAAAUUCGUAGCUUCUUUUCGUCAGUCAAUUUAUUCUAUUAUAUUAUAUAUAUUUGGCAAUAAUCGUUUAUUGUGCACUUUUAUAAAAAGUUAUUUAAUAAAGAUUAUUACAAGUUGGAUAUUAAAUAAGGUUAACGAUUAAGGGAAAAAUCUGGCAUUGGUCAAUAAAAAGUGUCAUUUAAAAAAAAAGAAACAUUUUCCCAGGGUAUAUAUAGGCAUAUGUAAGUAGUAGUGCGAUAUUCUUAAAUUUUGUCAUGAAUUUUCCAAACAACCCGAUAGAAUAGAACGUCUCCGUGGAGGUAUAACUAAAGAUUUUGUAUUGUGCACUUCAACCUUUCAGAAACUAAAUCAAUCAUACCUUUUAUUGAUUUCUUAAUUUAUCACUCUGAAAGCCGCAGAAUGGAAGACAAAAGGCGGUUGACAAUGAAUAGCGAAAAAAAGCGAAGAAACCGGCAAAUUCAGGCCGAUAGAAUAUCGUUGACAAACGAUGAAAAUGUUGUUGCUAUUCACAUUGAUGUCUUCUUUCCAAGCGUUGAUUGUAACCAUGAACGAGAUUCCAUCGAGCAAUGAUAAAGCGUUGAUCAGUCCGGCGAGAAAAGUAGCCGUGAGGAUAGUCGGCGGAGAAAUCACGAGCAUAAGAAAUUAUCCGUUUCUCGUAGGUGAAAUGCGCCCGUGAAGAUUCCUAAAUAUUAUUUAAAACUGCGGAUACGCGAGUCAUGCUCUAAUCGUCUCCAAAAUACAAAAAUAGGAAAAAUGCAGAUAGAAAAUGGCGCCAAUAAAAUAUCUAUUUACGAAAUCUUUUCAUGUCUCCAUAACAUGGUAAGAAUUAUUAUUCCUCGCGAUUUUACUAAAAUUCGUAGAGAAUAGUAGAAAAUAUGUACGUUAUUUAAACUGUUUCCUAUUAACGGAAUUGAUCAAGGUAAAAGUAGGGGGGGAGUAUAUACUAAUGGUGAUCUGAAAAAGAGGGUUAAGUAAUAAUUUAGGAGCGUAUAGUGUCUAUAUAAAAGUAAGAAAGUCAGUAUGAAAGUAAGAAGUAUUUUAUCGAUAUAGGUACAAAUUAAUCUUGGAACAAUCUUAUCCGUGAAAAUUGACGAGAAGAAUACUUAAUCAGAGUUACAAUUCGUAUAAAUCUGGAGAAAGUGUUUUAUUGACUUACAUAUGUACAUAAAUAGGUACCCCUGACCAAAUUAACCCUGGAAACGAGGACAAAAUUCGAUAUAAAUUCAUAAUUUCCAGAAUAGUCACAAUUCUAUUCUAAAAUAUAUAUAAUCUUCGUCCAAGUUGAAGAUAUACUUGUAGAGGAAUACUUAUUAUGUUAAAUAGAAAACUAGGAUAAAAUCUGCCUUGAAACGAACACUGAUGAGAUGAGUCGAUAAAGAAUAUUUCAAAAUGUUUAGAGUUUCGAGUAUCUUCCUACGAAUUAAAUGUACCAAUUCUCGUCGAAACAAUCUUCAUCCAUAACCGGAUCUAAUAUCUCUUUCAAGAUUAAUUUGCAGACCUAUGUACAAUUAUAUUGAUAAUAUAAUUAAACCGCAGAUAUUUAUGCAAAUGCAUAUUUUUAUGAAUAUAAUUAAAGAAGUACAAUUUAUGUGCAGAGUUGUUUUGUUUACUAAAUAUUAUAAUUUUAUAUAUAUAUUUACGCGUCAUGUGCAUUCUACGUAUUUUUGUAUCUUCACAUUUCCUAUGAAUGCAUAAAAGUUUGCAAUUUAUUAAUAAUAGUGUUCUUCUCACUUUAAUAGAUAGUAUACGCACCAAAAUUAUUUAUUAUAUCUCUCAUUUUCAUUCAUCUCUGUAGCAAACAGUUCUUCGAUUAGUUCUGAAAGUCUUAGGUUGUUCGAAAGUUGAUAGCGAGAUGCAUAAAAAAAGUAAUCAAAAAGAAAUAAUUAGCAUUUUGUUGAAUGUUUAUUUACUAUUCUAUUUUAUAUGACAUUUUACUAUCUAUUGAGUAGCCUCGAUUAUUUUUCAAGAAGGUUUUUCGUCUCUUUUGAUAAUGAAUUCUUUCAAGUUACGACGUAUUAAAAAUUUUUGUGAAAACUAAAAUAAAUGGUGUCCUUAAUUCAUCCGAAUUAGUUUAUUUUCUAGCUGAGGUUCGAUGCUUUUUACUAUAACCUGUUCUUGUUAAAAAACGAUUUCUAAUUGACUAUAUUUUCUAAAUGUUUCUCUUUAACUACUACAUUUAAUGAUCGGUUAAGAGCAGUAUUUCUUUGAAUUUUCUAUUAUAUUAUAUAAAUUGUUCGUGAAGUUGACAGCAAAAUUUCAAAAACGUUUCAUGACGAUCUGUUCUUAUAGGAUUAUUAUGGAAUGUUAUUUUAUUAUGUUGCAUGUAUAUCCGUCGUUCUAUUUUCCGUUUGUUCUAAAUUUAGUUGCUCCAAGUAAUAUUUUUAGGUUUAUAGAGAAUUCAAUUUUUUGGAAAUCAAGCAAUUUUCUAAAGCCUAGAAUAUAUGAUAAGCGAAUGGUGCUACAUUUGGUGAAUAUAUGUUUUCAAUUAAAGUCUAAUAUAUUUUGCCUCUUCUUGAUCGAUAUAUCGAUGAAUGCAGGAUUUUUCUCUUCGAUAAGGAAUUUUAUCAAAUAUAUACGUACUAUAUAACAGAGUAUUAGUAUCUAUCUAUUGGAAGGCUGAGAAUUAUAUUGUUGUAAGUCAAUCCAUUGUCAUUUUCCACAACAUAGUGUUCUACAUUUAUUGUUCUAAUAUUUAUUUCAUUUUUUAAAUGAUAAAAGUGUAUUCAGGCAAAGAACAAAGACACAGCUUCGUUAACUACGGAACUAAUGGGACAAUACUUGGAAGAGCUGAAAUGUGUGAUUAAAUCGAGAUUCCUAAAAUCUUGACUUACAUCGUGUUAUGAUAUUGCGAACAUUUCGAACAACCUAAUAAAGGAAUUGUGAAUGUUUAAUAUUUAUGCAAGUUCAUAUUUUUACGAAUAUAAUUAAAAAAUUGGGACAUGAGUAAGAAAUUGUUUUACCUGUUAAAUAUUCUAGAAAAUAUUCUAUGCUUUGGGUAAUUUAUAUAUUUUUGCAUAUUAUGUGCAUUUAGUGCAUUUUGCAUCUUCAAAUUUCUUAUAAACGCAUAAAUGUACGUUAGGAUAAGGAAUUUCUUCGGAGACGAUUAGAGUGUACGUUGUAAGUAUCCGGGUUCUAUCGGUAAGAAGUAAAGGUUCGCUGAUGACGAAACCGAAUUUUCAAUGUCAAUUUCUCAUAGGUCUCGGUCCAACGGCGACACUUUAGUCAUGUCUGCGGAGGUACUUACAUAGCACCGAGAUUCAUUUUGUCCGCCGCUCAUUGCAUGGUCAGGUGCGUUCUAAUUGUAAGACUGCGACACAUACAUAUGUAGGUAUGUAUACAGUCUAUGGCUCUUAUCCCUAAAAUGGUAGCAAAGUAUCGCCAGUACUGGAUAUCUUAACCGACAGAUUAAUAAAAAUAUU